AUUUAGAGUAUUUUAAUGUAAGACAAUGUAUUAGACUUCGUAAUUACAGUUUCUCAAUCGCAAAAGAGUGAAUAAACAGUGUAUUAUCAAUUAAAGUAACAGUGAUCUCCUAUUUACAAGCUUUUUCAAUUAAAAAAAUCAACUAGUCUUUUCUAAUCAAUAAAGAUACUCAGAACUUAAAAAGUUUCACCAAGCUCUCGAGACUCUCAAAAUAACACUACCCUCUUUUCCUGGAACUCAUUGGUGGAAGUCAGUCAAUUCUGACCCAGAUUUGAUAGAGGAACGGAAGCAAUUGCUAGAUCAAUAUUUCAGAAGCCUCACUUGCUCUAAGGUUGUUAGAGAUUCCUUAAUUUUUAAGAACUUCAUUUUAUCCGCCCAAAAAGAAGCUGAAAAGAAACUCCUCAAAGUAAUAUUAUUUUUAUUCAUAUCAAAAAGGAGUAGAAAGAGAAGGCUAAGAAGGCUGAAGGUCUGGCUAAUUAGAAUAAAAGGACGGUGAAAAGGACUAAGUAUCAGACUCCUGCCACUAAUCCAGUCAAUCUUCCUCCCACUCCAGGAGAAUUAAAAGAAAGAUCAUAAUCUUUGGAACACAAACCUUCAAGUUGUAAGAUCGAAAAGGAGAAUGGCAAAGGAAGUAAACUUCAAUCACCAGUACAUUAAUUUUAUAAAUUAAUUAGAUUCUGAAUUUUGGAGGAUCAAAAAUCUUUAGAGGCAUCUUAUCAAACACUGCUAAAUAAUGAC
This is a messenger RNA of Paramecium octaurelia, 738 nucleotides long. Lineage: Eukaryota; Ciliophora; Oligohymenophorea; Peniculida; Parameciidae. The record is from the annotation of a GenBank genome assembly.